Messenger RNA from Paramormyrops kingsleyae, 892 nucleotides. RefSeq names its product TP53-regulated inhibitor of apoptosis 1-like. Gene Ontology annotation, cellular component: nucleus; mitochondrial intermembrane space; cytosol. The record is from RefSeq and is a predicted model, not a curated record. Gene Ontology annotation, biological process: phospholipid translocation. Gene Ontology annotation, molecular function: phosphatidic acid transfer activity. NCBI's taxonomy places the organism in Eukaryota, Metazoa, Chordata, Actinopteri, Osteoglossiformes, Mormyridae.
GUGUUUCAUGAAAAACUGUCCCCCUGUAAACAACGCUCUGCGAAUUUAACUUCCCGUUCACUUGCAAUUUGUUUUUUUGGCUUUUUAAGGUCACGAUUGUGUGGAGAAACAUUAUCAAUCAUUACUUCCGUCUUUUUCCCCCCACCAUUUUUAGGGGGUACCUACUUGUGCUACAUAGAUAGAUUUUAUAAAGUGACAGUUUAUGUUAGCUGUACUUGGCUAGCGACUUAUCGGGAGGAUGAACAGCGUAGGGGAAGGCUGCACGGAGCUCAAGCGUGAGUACGACCAGUGCUUCAACCGCUGGUUCGCAGAGAAGUUUCUGAAAGGAGAGCGGGACGGCGACCCUUGUACGGAGAUGUUUAAGAAAUACCAGCUCUGUGUCCAUAAGGCCAUCAGGGAUAAAGAUAUUCCAAUUGAUGUGGAAUUCAUGGGACCGAACAAGGAGAAACCGGAGUGCUGAUGUGGAUAAUGAACGUUGAAUAUUAAUGUUACACUUCAAUCUCAUCUUCAUAUACUUUUCUUUAAGGAGGCGUCAGAAUGAGAAUUAACAUGACCUGACUGAUGUGUUGUAAUCACUCUUCACGGGGCAAGUGAAAGUCUAAUACAAGGAUUUACAAGUUCAGAUGAAAAACAUGGGUUAUGGAUUAAUUUAAUUGUAUGGAAGAAUUUCCUUUAUGUAUUUUUUUCGUUUUUUAUUGAUUAUUAUAGGAGGAGCCAUCCCACUUGCUUCAACCAAGUUGUUUGUUAAACUGUUUUGAUUGUUCUCUUUGUAUUGCAUAAAUUGUCAUGCAAGAAACAGGUAGAAAGGCAUCUUAAAGUAUACCUUACUUUAAUACACAGUUGUACAGUGUAUGAUUGUGUAUAUGACAAAUUAAACUUAAAACUUGAGGAA